UGUCAAGUUGGCAGUGACAGUACUUUACGUCCAUAUAGGGGAUCGUUGACACCAUUGUCCUUUCAACAGAUAAUGAGCAUGGACAAGAGUAUGUGUUUGCCGCUCUUGGUAUUUCUAUUAACGAUUUUUGCAUCUCAAGCUCAAAAUAAUGUUAUCAUUACGAAUAUUAUUCCAAACGUAAUUUCCGGAGAUCCACUUAUAGAGCAUGUGGAUGGUCAUUCCGUUACUGCUCAGUUCACGAUUGGCACUACAACAGGAAGUGAUUCCCUAACCGGAUCAAAUCUUUGGAGUUUGUCCUUCUACAUAGCCGAUUCAAGUGAAAAUCUUGUCACUGGGACACAGGUCGCUGCUACCUUAACUAAUCCCAAUGUUGGGAUUACUCCAGGGCAAACUUUUACACUGGAAGGAACAGCAAAUUUAAACCUGGACAGUAAAGAUUGUUCACAGCUUCCUAAAUUUUGUGCAACAUUAUCUGUUAAUCCAUCAGCAUCACCUGCUUUUACUCUAACACCGGACACAGGUUAUUCAACUACGAAAUGCACUGAUAUUAGUUGUGAAGGUGUGGUUAUUACAAAUGUACUACCUGCCCAAACAGAAGACAGAUCCUUGAUCCAAGGUACAGACAACAUUAAUGUAAAUUUGACUGUCACCUUGUCCUCUGACACAGACUAUGCAAGUAUUCAAGGAACUGGUCUGUGGAAAGCAUUUGCUUUCCUUAAUUUAGAAGUUAAUGGAACAGGAUCAAUACUACUAUACGCUGCUGUUGAUAUGCUGGAUUCUGCCGACUAUGGUCUUGAUAACAACGGAAUGUCAGUUUGGCCAAAGAUUCAAGCCGACUUUGAUCUUACUGCCCUUAGUUGUACUGAUUUUGAUUACGUUUGUGUGGAAGUCCAACAAGGCGAUAACCCUGCUCCUGACUUUACACUCACUUAUCAACCAAGUACAGCUGAUGUUGGCUGUGCUCAAAUACAAUGCACUGGGCUUGAAAUUCUCAGUGGUGCAACUUUGACUAUUACUGCUGGUUUCUUAGAAGAUCAAUCAACAACAGUUGCAUUUGAUGUUAGUUAUCCUACUGGUAAUGCUGGGGUUACUGGCGACAAUCUUUGGGACGUCAAUGUGUAUGCAAGUGCUAAUGCAGAUGGAAGUGGUACAAGGGUUAGUUCUCAACAAGUAGCAUUAUCAACUGCAAAUGCUGGAAUGGACAUAGCAAGUGUUGGGAACUCACUUGAUUUAAACAGCCUAAGUGUUACCAUGAACUUCAGUGGUCAAUAUUGUGGAGACGGCAACAUAAUGUAUCUGUGUGCAGUGCUGACAAAAUCUUCAUCUGCUAACCCAGACUUUGAAAUCUCGCCGUCGAGUAACACAGUUUGUCAAGCAGCACCUUGUACGGGUGUGUUGAUCUCUAGUGUGGUUCCAUCAACAUCCGAUAGCAUUUUGCAGAAUCGAGAAUCAACAAUCUCUCUUGAUAUAGACCUUACAGCCGAUAGUAAUGGCGGUAGUGUUAGUGGCACAGGACUGUGGGAUGUUGAGGUGUUCACAAGUGCAAGUGACACUACAAUUGCUGCUGUUGUCACUGCUACAGUUACUGUAGGCUCAGCUGAGAAUGAAGAUGUGACUGCUGGGUCAACAAGCACCCUGACAGGAAUAGCUGCAGUUUUUGACCUGACGUCUCAGGAGUGUAUAGAUGUACCUUUUAUCUGUGUACGUGUUUCUCGAGGAUCUCCGUCUGUAAAUUUUCAGUUGAAUGCUAUUAGUACUUUAGAAGGCUGUUUUGUACCAGAUUGUAAAGGAGUAAGCAUCACAUCUUUCAGGGUAAGGGCAGAUAACACUCUCUACAUCACUGAAUACCAAACAACAAUGUUAACAGCCUCUGUGAACCUUCAGGUGGUAACAGAUUUCAAUGAUGGCAGCGCUAUUAAUGGCCUUGACCUAUGGAAGGUUUUGAUAUACUUGAGUGGAAAUGCUGAUUGCUCUGGUACAGAGAGUGCUAUCAAAGAAGGUGACCUAUCAAGUCUCAGUGCUAAAACUCUUCCUGCAGGUGCCGUUGUUGGCUUUGAUGGUAUCACUGCAAGUUUGAAUGUCUCAAGCCUUAUGUGUUCUGAUAUGGAGUACAUUUGCGUAAAUUUUACUCGAAAUGAUGGCGAAACAUUUUCAUUGACCCCACUUGUUAGUACAGCAAGUGAUGACACAGAUUGUAGAGGUGUAUUAAUAACAAGCGUAGCAUUUACAGACAGCUUAGAAGUGAUUGAACUAUCACCUGCCUCGGAAAAUAGCAUCACAAUAACAUCUUUGAGUGUCACCUCUAGUAGUACUGGUGCAAGUAUCACAGGGAUGGAUUUAUGGGAGGCUAUAAUUUUUGUUAAUGCAGAUGAUAGUACAUUCCCAGAUACUCCAGUAGGACCAACCGAACAAUUAACUAAUAUGAAUCUUGCUGCUGGUAGUACAAUAACCUUUAGUGGCAUAACAACUAAUAUUGAUAUGACUGGUAAGACAUGUCUGGAUAAUGCUAUGUACAUAUGUGUCAAACUACAAAGGCAGUCCUCUUCAAAUCCUGAAUUCAAGUUAUCAGGCUCUCCAUCUGACAGUGAUUUAAUUGGUUGUCAACAAGUCACAUGCUAUGGUGUUUAUGUUACAGGAACGACCCUUACAAUCACAGGCGGUGAUGAAAUCAUUGAGAAUUCAUUGUCAUCGCAAAUAACCUUUACCCUUGGAAUAACUGCAAACGAUACUAGAGCAGAUGUAUCGGGCAGCAAUCUAUGGGCUGUUUCCUCAUCUAUCUAUUCCACUGAUGAUUUUACUAACCCUGAACUAAUUCCACAACAGAUUACCACUGCAGACGAUGCAAUCAGCAAUGGAAUAGGAACGAUAACCGGAGCAAUGGUAACAUUUAACAUUUCAACUCUCAUCUGCUCUGAAAUUAACUUUGUUUGUGUAAUUCUUGCGAAAGGGGCGGAGGCUGAUCCAAACUUCACGCUCGUCCCGGAUCCAGACAACACAGCUGUACGAUCGUGUGCAAGUCUUACUUGUAAAGGUGUCAUUGUCGAUGAGACCUCUAUAACCGCUGGUGAUGACCCAACCAAUAGUUGGCCAAUUGUCGAAGGAAAGGUGCAGAGUGUAUUUCUAGAUGUGACAGUUACAAGGGACACUACUUCAGCGACUAUAUCUGGAGAGGAUUUGUGGAUAUUUACAGUUUUCCUAAGUAAUGCAAGUGAUGGGUCUGGGACCAAACUCUAUGAGAAUGAUGCAACUUUGGAUACAUCACAAUCAACACAAGGACUGACCUCUGGUGCUCCAGUGGAAUUCACUAACAUUAAAGUUGAAAACUGGGAUCUACAGUCAUUUUUGUGCAAUGAAGCUGACUACAUAUGUGCAGAGAUAAAAAAGAAUGGUGCUACUAACCCAGACUUCACUUUUGAAGGAAGCACAGUCGGUUGUAUGCCUCUUCAAUGCCGCGGGUUUGAGAUUGCCGCAAUGACACUGACUGUAAAUGUUGGGGAUCAAAUCAUUGAAUGGCAACAAGGUCAUGCUGUGAACUUAAGUGUUCUCGUGGAUCCUGAUCCAACUUCAGCAUAUACUGAAGGUUCAAGUGAUUUGUGGGAUGCAAAUAUCUUCUUUAGUCCUGACCCUCAAGGGGAUGGCAUGCAGUAUGGAGAGUCAAGAGCCAAUAAUGGGGCCUGGGAGGAUGUUGAAUUUAUUUCGAUAUCCUCAAUGACAUUGUCUGGUGUUUUGGCGACUGUCAACCUUAAUGGAUCAUGCGACAAUUUACAAUAUAUAUGUAUAGAAAUUCUCAAAUCAAGUACUGCAACAUUUACAUUUGAUGAAUCUGAAAAUGAAAAUAUUGCAUGUACUCAGGUCACCUGCACAGGUGUGGUUGUGGCCUCAUCAAGUUUAACCAUUGAUAGUGGAACUCCAGUUAUUGAAGGAGGAUUCAACCAGAAUGUAAUUGUCACAGCUAAUUUUGUUCAUGAUGACCAAGGGGCUGAUGUGAGUGGAACAGAUCUUUGGGAAGUCGUCACAUUCGUUAGUGCCAGCGCAUCUGGUGAUGGAACCAGACAAGCAACGUCGCCUUCCAGGCCGACACCUGUAAGCAACACAUUUGACGACGACAAUGAUCUGCAGUUUUCAAGUGCAACAGUUCUUAUUAGCCUUAAUGAUGUUGUGUGUACAGCUGCCAAAUAUCUUUGUGUUGAAGUGUUGGAGAAUACGGACACAACAGAUGCCCCUUCCAUUGACUUCACCAUUAGUGGAGCAACUGUAGCUUGUACACCACUUGACUGUAAUGGUGUUAUUGUUCACAAUGUAACACUGGCAGUUACUGGAGCUGAUGAUCAACCUCUCUGUGAGGCUAACAUGUCAUUUCCCUUGGAUCUUAAUGUUGAAAUCCACUUAGCUAGUAACUCCAGAACUUUAAAUG
This is a messenger RNA of Anneissia japonica, 4414 nucleotides long. RefSeq lists its product as uncharacterized. The transcript is spliced from 19 exons. The annotation marks the transcript as partial. The record is from RefSeq and is a predicted model, not a curated record. Lineage: Eukaryota; Metazoa; Echinodermata; Crinoidea; Comatulida; Comatulidae.